AACCCCGUGCUCACUCACCAAUCACCAUGGCGUCCCUCCUGCGCCGCCGCCACCCCCACCCCUCCGCCGUCUCCGCCCACCUCCUCCGCCGCCUCUCCGCGCUCCCGGACGUCGAUCCUUCGCCAGCCCCCGCCCCCGCCCCCGCCCGCGCGGCGGCCCGCGCCUCCAUCAUCGAUCUCCAGCUCGCCGUCCGCGCGGAGACCGACCCGGACCGCGUCCACUCCCUCGUCGCCUCCGCGCUCUCCAGCCCCAACUACCACCGCCUCCACACCUCGCGCGACCUCUUCUCCCUCGCCGCCUCCCGCCUCGACCGCCUCCACCGCCCCGACCUCGCCGCCUCCCUCCUCGACCAGCUCCUCGCCUCCGCCCCGGUCUCCCCCGGCCUCCUCGCGCGCGCCCUCUCCCUCUUCCCGGGCCCGGACGACGCCGUCCGUGCCUUCUCCUCCUCCGCCCCCGCCGCCCGCUCCGAUGUCUCACUCUCCGCCCUCCUCUCCGCGCUUCUACGCGCGGGCCGCAUCGACGACCUCAAGUCAACCUUCAAAUCCGCCGAGUCCUCGCUCGGCGUCGCCCCUGGCCGCGCCUCCCACAACGUGCUCCUCCACGCUCUGGUCAAGAGCUCUGAGCUACCCGCUGCCCGCAAGCUGCUCAACGAAAUGGCCAAGAAGAAGUUUAAGCAUCGCCCGCCCGCGGACAUCAUAUCCUACAAUACUCUCCUCGCUGGGUUCUCCGAGCAGGACGAUGCCGAGGAGUUUGAGAAGCUGCUCAAGGAAAUCAAUGAGAACAAGCUGGAGCCUAAUGUCGUCACAUACAAUUGCCGGAUGCGGUGGUUUGCAAGGAAGGGGGAAACCUUCAAGGGCGAGGAGCUGCUCGAUGUGAUGGAGUCAAAAGGCGUGCUGCCCAAUUACGUUACUUACAAUGCGCUUGUGCAGGGGUACUGCAAGGAGGGGAAUGCCGGGGCCGCCAUGCGAGUAUUCAAGAGGAUGAAGGUGAUGAAGAGGCGGGAGGGGAGGAGUGACUUGGGAGUGUCGGUGCACUCGCAGACAUAUGUCCUGCUGUUUAAGAGUUUGGUAGAGAAGGAAAGGCUUGAUGAUGCACUGUGGCUUUGUAACAGCUGCUUUGCAAUGAAGGCAGCCCCAUCAUUUGAGGCUGUCAAGGGUUUAGUCGAGGGGUUGGUCAAGGGAGGGAGGUCUGCAGAGGCCAAGGGUGUUGUUGCUAAGAUGAGCUUUCUUGUGAAAGGGGAUGCUAAAGUUGCUUGGGAGAAGAUUGCUGGUGAAUUAUCUCUUGAAGAGGGAGCACCAAGUUCAGAUCCAUGAUUUGUUGGAGGCAUGCAAGUCAGUUCUGAUUUAUUCAAGUGUUUUGGCCUUUGAAUAACGUUGAUGAAGAAGAAGGGCAUUCACAUGGGUUCUAGUAUUGUCUUCAUGUUAUCAUGGGCCUAUCUUUCAAGGUCCAAUAGUUAGAUCAGAGUGUAAUGUCUCUAUAAGGCAGAAUGGUCAGUGCCAUUUCAUAAUCCCUUUUCUGCAAGAGCUUCUUCUAUUUUGUUGCCUUUUGGCAAUACUUAAAAAGAUAUUACAUUUGUUAAAGUGCUAAGGGGAUCUUGAUACUAUCUACUAUCUAUCACUGUAACCGUUUGUUUAGUAUAAUUCAGAAUAGUUUUAUAUAAUGGUAUGUUUCAAGCCUCA
This is a messenger RNA of Aegilops tauschii subsp. strangulata, 1679 nucleotides long. RefSeq lists its product as uncharacterized. Gene Ontology annotation, molecular function: protein binding. Lineage: Eukaryota; Viridiplantae; Streptophyta; Magnoliopsida; Poales; Poaceae. The record is from RefSeq and is a predicted model, not a curated record.